Messenger RNA from Pelobates fuscus (common spadefoot toad), 2924 nucleotides. RefSeq names its product SHC binding and spindle associated 1 (gene SHCBP1). Gene Ontology annotation, biological process: fibroblast growth factor receptor signaling pathway. The coding region runs from base 131 to 2263 and encodes 710 amino acids. The record is from RefSeq and is a predicted model, not a curated record. Lineage: Eukaryota; Metazoa; Chordata; Amphibia; Anura; Pelobatidae. The transcript is spliced from 13 exons.
GCUCCGAGCGCGCAUUGAAUGCUGGGAGGCCAGGCGAGUGACCGGGCUGGGAGUGGCUCUCGGUGACCGGGUUGGCUGUGUGUGCUGGGAGUGGCUGUCAGUGACCGGGCUGGCUGUGUGUGCUGGGCGGAUGGCAGAUAUGGAGGAGGUGGCUGUGGGCAGGGUGAAGGCUGAUCUUCCUGCUCCCAGUGAUCAGAGCCCCGAGGGCAGACUGGAUGUGCGGCAGGUUUUGUUCCAAGACGAGGACAGUGCCAGUGACUAUGGGAGCUACAAGAGACUCGGGAAAACCAUACCGCACUUUGUAUCCACAGGGAACAUGCUGUUUCCAGACCUCUUUCAGACGAACAAUCUCCUGUUCUAUGAACGGUUUGAGGCUUACAAGGAUUACUUGCUUGGGGACGCUAAGCCCUCAGAAGUGAAGGAUUUCAUUGCAGAAUAUGUGGAGAAAGCAAUAGAGCCCGAGGGCUGGAAGGCCGUUUGGCACACGGAUAUCUUUGAUGUUCUGGUGCAGGCGACUGACAUCCAAUAUGUGGACCUUAAAGCCGCGGUGGUACUAUGUGAGCCGUUCCUGUGUGAAUCACGUGUCCGUGACCUGACACGCGAGGGUAUCCUGAACCUUCUGGAGGUGAAAGAGCAGAAGGUCCCGCUGCAGGAACUCCACGUGGUGUUUGAUGAUUCAGGGGAGUUUGAUCAGACCGCACUCGUUGUUGAGCACGUCCGAUUCUUUUACCAGCACGUUUGGCGGCCGUGGGAUGAGGAGGAAGAAGAUCACAUGGAUUAUUUUGUGCGCUGUUGUGAACCUCGCUUACGCUUUCAUUAUGAUGUUCUGGAAGAUCGCAUCCCAUCGGGUCUUGUUUCCGAAUAUCGCAAGAUCCUGUCUGAAUGCGAAGAGGUUUACAUGCAGUUUAACAAUCUCCGGAACACGUUGUCCAACAAGGAUUCCGAUUCUGACUCUGAGCUGGAUAAUGUCUCCAUGGUGGAAGGAAUGAAAAUGGAUGAAAAGAUGGAAAACCUAAAAAGGAAACUAAAACUCAUUGAAAAUCCUCUCCUGAGAUAUCUCUUCUGUUACCAGCGAAACUCAGCUUCUUACAAUGUCCAAUCCAAAGGCCCCCGUCCAGGUGGAGGAAGGGUGAUCCACGUGGUAUCAACGACUAUGUCCGUGAGCACGUUACAGUGUCUGACAGAGGAUAGACUUCAACCUGAGGCCGGCAGCCAAAAUAUCGAGCUCCAGUUUCAUAGUGAUCCAGUUGAAGCUGUGAACGCUUGUUAUGAAGGAGAUCUUAUCAUUGUCUGUCCUGGGCGUUACGUUGUGUAUGGUCUGAUCAAUAUUGCCGACUCUAUCGAGCUGGAAGGGUACGGUUUGCCUGAUGAUAUCGUUAUCGAGAAAAUGGGCAAAGGAGACAGUUUUGUGGAUUGCACAGGAGCCCAUGUCAAAAUCUCAAACGUGAAGUUUGUGCAGCACGAGGGGGUGGAAGGGAUUAUCACUGUCCAUAGCGGAAAGGUGGAACUUGAUAACUGCGUGCUGCAGUGUGAGACCGCCGGGGUCACCGUGAAGAAGUCUGCAGAGUUGCUGAUGAAAUAUUGCGACUUGUUUGGAGCGAAGGGAGCUGGAUUGGAGAUCUUCCCUGGUAGUGUUUGCACUUUGAUUGGGAAUGGGAUCCAUCACUGCCGAGAUGGGAUACUGAUCAAGGACUUUAUUGACAUUGUUUAUGACAUCCCUAAAAUAAUCAUGGAGAAUAACAAUAUUCACAAUAAUGAAGGCUAUGCAGUUGUCUUAGUUAAGCCAGGCCCUAUCUUGGAUAAAGACAGCCUGGAAUCACAGAAUGUUGGAGGUCUGGAUGAGAACAUAAGAGAAGAUGACCCGAUUAUCCCAGAGUCAACGUGCCCAGUAAAUGAAGAAUUCAAAGUUUGUGAUGCCAUCAAGAGCGAGGAAUUGGAAAAUAAUCCCACCGUAGAGAGCAGGGAAAUUGAAGACACUGAUGUAGUCACAAAUGAGGAAACUGUAGGUAAUGACUGCAAAUCAAGGGACACAUUUAAUCCUCAUCCCACCAUAAUUAACGAGGAAACCGAAGGCAACGACACUAUUGCAAAUGAACUGAUUGCGUAUUCAAGAAGGAAAAAAGCAAACAAGAAGCGGUUGAGCACUCUAGGGAUCACAGAAGCAGCUGAAGAUAUACUCGUAUCACAAGAGAUGUUUAUGUCCAUAGUGGGGAACCACUUUAAACGCAAUGGGAAGGGCAGCUUUGGAACCUUCCUGUUUUGAAGAUAACCCCCCCCUGAAUUAUAAAUUGCUGAAGGACAUGCAGCUUUUAACAUUCAGGUCUGCUGUGUUCACUUUAAUGCUACAAAUUGCACGUGUACAUGAAGCAGGACAUGGACGAUAAAAGUUUAGAGAAUUUGUUUUAUGUUUGGGUGCUGACGGGCAAUAACUUUGUAUACUACUCAGAGUAACUUUCCUUUAGGGGACUGUCGGGGCUGAUUCUGAGUGGGCUAAAAUGCAUAUUUGAAGAGAAACUUUUUUUUUUUCAUUUUUGUACAUUACUGUAGCACACUUAGUGAGCUGUUAUUCACAGAGAAAUAACCAAAAUCUGCAAAUUAUGUGUUUUUGAAAUCUAGUCUUAAAGAUUCCAUAACAGUCAAUACAAGUUUUGUGCUGAAUGUAAUGGUGUGGGAUAACAUUUAUAACAUAUGGUGGGUUGGGAUUCACAGUGCGAGUUUGCUGGAGUCCGUUUUAGAUAGAAUUAGAUCGGAAUGCAGUUCUUUAAAGUUAUAUAAUUUCUCUGCAAACCGUUAAAACAGGUUUGUACAACAUGCACUUUAUAUUGCACUUCCAAAGCUCCACAUAUUUUUUUAACACAAUGUCUUAAAGCAAUGUGUGUAUGUAUAAUAAGUAAACAUGUUUCAUUCUCUAAACAGGUUUAAAU